Messenger RNA from Cydia amplana, 1691 nucleotides. Its product is annotated as CLIP domain-containing serine protease HP8-like. Gene Ontology annotation, biological process: proteolysis. The transcript has 7 exons. Gene Ontology annotation, molecular function: serine-type endopeptidase activity. Lineage: Eukaryota; Metazoa; Arthropoda; Insecta; Lepidoptera; Tortricidae. The record is from RefSeq and is a predicted model, not a curated record. Bases 94 to 1638 code for a protein of 514 amino acids.
CGAGUCCGGCGUAACGUACCGCCAGUGAGCAGUGCAGUGUCCGAGGUUUAGCGAGCCAACCGCCCGCGUCAGACCACUUUAAUAACAAACAACAUGUUUAUAUCAUUUAUAACCCGAAUUUGCUUACUUCUCGCCGUCCUCGAAUCGGCGACGACACAGAGCGACCAAGGAUCCAAAACAUGCAAGAUAAGUGACGAUAUAGAAGGAGAGUGUAUUUUGCUACAAAAAUGUCCUCGAGCAUUGGAUUUGCUGAAGUUAAAUGAUAUUAAAUCAUUAAGGAAUCUCACUUGUGGAUAUGAUAAGCUGGAUGCAAAGGUAUGCUGCGUCACAAACAAAACAGACGGAAUAUCUAUCACCUUCAAUACUACUAAAGACACCGCCACUAGUAGACCUGAAGGCGGUAUAUCACAUACUGUUAAAGUGCCACCAGAUCCGGUAGCUACCUUCCCUUCUACCACUCCGGUACCAACAGAGGCACAAACAACUAGAGUAGUUUAUUCGACUACAUUCGUUCCAACAACACAUAAUCAGAAGAAAACAAAUGCGCCCCAUCAUAACAAUGAAUUCAAUGAGUCAACACAACCAUCAUCUUCAGGUUUCGCUAUCCGUCCACCAGUGAUACCACCGCGACCACCGCCACAAGAACCACCUUCCAUGCUCGAAACAGCUAGUGAAACCAUACCCUCAUUUGACAAUCCGCUAGGAAUCGAUACAAACAUCCCAUCCCGAUUUCCUGUUGAAGAUCAAAGUAAUGUUGGCUGGCAGCUAUCAGGAGUUUCUGAUGAUGUAACGGAGCAAAUGGAACGCUUCCCCGUAUUGCAGCGUCCCGUCAAUCUACCAAGUCGGAAUGAGUGUGGACUGGUUUUAACAUCUGACAGAAUUUUUGGUGGGCAAGUGGCAGGACUUGAAGAGCUGCCAUGGCUGGCUCGCAUCAAAUAUCAAAUGAAGUCGAAAGAGAUCUACGCGUGCCAUGCGUCCCUGAUUACUGACCGUUUCUUGGUUACUGCUGCGCAUUGUGUAGUCAACCAGCAAAUAAUAGACGUUCGUCUGGGUGACUGGGACAUUGAGACAGAAAUUGACUGCAUUCAGGACGACUGCAACGAUCCUCCUAUGGAUGUUAAAAUCGAUGCAACCUUCGUACACCCUUCGUAUCAUAGACAAACACUAGUUGGUGACAUAGCUUUAUUGCGGCUAGCACAUCCGGUUAAUUUUACAGAAUUUAUCCGGCCAGUUUGCUUACCGACAACAGAAUACAUCUCACGAAUAGAUUACGAUCCCGAUAGUGAAUACAUAACUGGUGGCUGGGGUAAAACAGAGUUUGAAACGAGGUCCGUAGUUAAAAGAAAAAUCCGUCUAACGGCUGUACCAAUGCCAACCUGCAGGGCUGCCAUCCGACGGAUGUCUGACCAGCUAGCCGCCAGCACCAUCUGCGCUGGUGGGAGAAAGGGUGAGGACAGCUGCGCCGGCGACUCUGGCAGCUCCCUCGCCCGGCUGGCCAGCGAGAACCGCCGUUUUAACUGGUACCUCUUCGGGGUAACCAGUUUCGGAUCGAGUAGAUGCGCUACAGAAGGAAUACCGGGCAUCUAUUCGCGAGUAACAUAUUAUAUGGAUUGGAUUCUGAGCAUUCUUGCAUUGUAAAAGAGAAUAGAUUCAUUAUUUAUACGUAAAGGAUGAACGGAAAGUUGGUGAAA